Capsella rubella is the source of this 1029-nucleotide messenger RNA. Its product is annotated as putative vesicle-associated membrane protein 726. Lineage: Eukaryota; Viridiplantae; Streptophyta; Magnoliopsida; Brassicales; Brassicaceae. The transcript is spliced from 5 exons. The record is from RefSeq and is a predicted model, not a curated record. Gene Ontology annotation, biological process: vesicle-mediated transport. Gene Ontology annotation, cellular component: membrane. The coding region runs from base 165 to 827 and encodes 220 amino acids.
UUGUUUUCUCAUCUCCGAUCUCUGCGUCCUGCUCUCUCCAUCGCUACCCCUCGUUCCUUCCUUACUAAUCUCUCUGAUCGGAUUCGUGGUGUUGUUAGUGUUCUUUUUUUGUUGUUGUUCUUUCUUUUCUUUCUUUUUUGUUAUCAUUUACAUAAAAAGAAAGAAUGGGACAACAAUCGUUGAUCUACAGCUUCGUCGCUCGUGGUACGGUGAUCCUCGCCGAAUAUACCGAGUUCAAAGGUAAUUUUACCUCCGUCGCCGCUCAGUGCCUACAGAAGCUUCCGUCCUCCAACAAUAAGUUUACCUACAAUUGCGAUGGUCACACUUUCAAUUACCUCGCUGACAAUGGCUUCACCUAUUGUGUUGUUGUUGUCGAAUCUGCUGGGAGGCAGAUACCAAUGGCUUUCUUGGAGCGGGUCAAGGAGGAUUUUAGCAAGAGAUAUGGUGGUGGGAAAGCUUCCACUGCUAAAGCCAACAGCUUGAACAAAGAAUUCGGGUCUAAACUGAAGGAGCACAUGCAGUACUGUGCGGAUCAUCCUGAGGAGAUUAGCAAAUUGUCCAAGGUUAAGGCUCAAGUGACUGAAGUGAAGGGUGUUAUGAUGGAGAACAUUGAGAAGGUCCUUGACCGUGGUGAGAAAAUCGAGUUAUUAGUAGACAAAACUGAGAACCUUCGCUCACAGGCACAAGAUUUUAGAACACAAGGAACAAAGAUGAAAAGAAAGUUGUGGUUUGAAAACAUGAAGAUAAAGCUCAUAGUCUUUGGUAUCGUCGUUGCUUUGAUUCUCAUCAUCGUUUUGUCGGUUUGCCCGGGCUUCAAGUGCACUUAAACUCAACCACCCAGAUGGAUGUAUCAGACCAACAUUGCUACUAAGCUGAUUAGAGAUCCUCCCAGUAUAGUUAUUCCCUCUUCUCGUUCUCUUUGUAUUUUCCUACUCUUAGGCAUAAAAAUGUGACUCCGUAACCAAGAAUGAUCUUUAGGAAUUCAUUUGUUUGUAAGAGAGAUUGAAAGCCUUUCUUUUCUUUUACUUA